CUAGAUGUAAACAGCGGGUAGAGGGUAAGUUGUUUUCCUCUCUUGAUGUGCUGCCAUUUUUGUGUGCGAGCAUAACCUCGUGAUGUCUGCUGUUUCGCAGUCUUCGGAUAACGAUGCCUAUGCUCUGUUGGCAUUAAAAUCGGCACCGGCAAGUCCUGCAAGAAUGGGUUGGUGUCCAGACCCAAAGCAUACCGCUAUUGCACGCUUAGAAGGUCGAGACUUUGAAUAUUUGAUGCGUCAAAAUCGCAUUACUAUUGGCCGUAAUAGCAGCAAGGGAGAUGUCGACGUUGAUAUGGGACAUUCAAGCUUCAUUUCAAGGGUGCAUCUAGAAAUAUUCUAUGAACUGCCUAAUUUUUUCAUGAAGUGUGGUGGAAAGAAUGGGGUAUUUAUUGAUGGUAUUUUUCAAGGAAAAGGAGCACCACCGUUACAGUUACCAAAAACAUGUAUCCUGCGCUUUCCUAGCACAAACAUCAAGAUAGUGUUUCAAUCAUUGGUUGAAGAAAAUCCUCCUCCUAUUGCCAUACCACCACCUAGUUCAAUUAAUGUCUCGCCAAAGAAGAAACCUUUACCACCAUUAAAAAUAAAUAUACCAGAACAUGCACAUCCAGUAAACAGUCCAUGUCUUUCUCCAACAGGAACUAUUAGUGCUGCAAAUUCUUGUCCAACAAGUCCAAGAGGAGGAACAGGCCCUCGUAUGUUUGUGCCCGAUUUACAAGCAGCAGCUGUGUAUGCUGCCGCUCACCCACGUGAAGAAAAAGACACUCAAAAUAAUCAAACUAUUGUUGGUAGUGAUAGUCCACGAGAUGAAUCAAAACCCCCAUAUUCUUAUGCUCAGCUAAUUGUGCAAGCUGUAACAUCAGCAACUGAUAAACAGCUAACAUUAAGUGGCAUAUAUGCUUAUAUUACAAAGAAUUAUCCAUAUUAUAGGACAGCAGAUAAAGGAUGGCAGAAUUCAAUAAGACAUAAUUUAUCAUUAAAUCGCUACUUUGUUAAAGUACCCAGAUCUCAGGAGGAACCUGGCAAGGGUUCUUUUUGGAGAAUAGACGCUGCAUCAGAAGCUAAACUUACAUCACAAGCUUUUAGGCGGCGGAGACAACGUGGUGUACCAUGUUUUAGAACACCUUUUGGUGGAUUAUCUACAAGAUCUGCUCCAGCUUCUCCAAGUCAUAUGGCUGGAACAUUUACACCUGAUGAUUUGUCAAGAGAAGGAAGUCCAGUACCUGAAACUAUCUCUGAAACAGAGCCACCACAACAUAUGACCGGUGUAAUAUAUCGGCCUGGUAUUACUUCAGUUCAAACAGAUCAUAGACUUAGUCAGUCAGCUCCAGGUUCUCCUGCAGGAUCUCGAGUAUUGUCUCCUGUUACAGUGGUAGCUAAUGCUCCUACAGCAAUGCAUCAAAUGCCCUCUGUUAUCACAAAACCAAAAAUAUUUGUUACAAAUGCUGGACAACAAGUGCUACUGAAUGGUCCACUAAUCUCUGGCUCCCCAAUUACAAACGGUACACAUUUAGAAAUUAAGAAAGAAAAUCCUGACCAUGGUCAAGGUAUUAUCAAUACUAGUGCUUCACAAAAAGUUGCAUCGUUAAUGGCAACAGCAACAGCAGGCCAAUAUGGUGCUGGUGGCACUCUCAAACCAAUUACCCUCAUCCGGACAUUGGCAGGUCCACAACAGUCAACAGGGCCAACAGCCGUAACCUUAGCAACACCACACCUAACAUCACAACUAACAACAUCUCAAGCUAAUCUAACAACAUCAGUAGGAGCACUACAAGCAUCUCAACCCUUCACUCUCAUCUCUCAGCCAACUUUUCAGAUAGUUCAGUCUGCUGCUGUACCUUCAGGAGAUAGUAAAAAAGUUCAGUCCCAGAUAGCUGUGUCAACUGGAGAAAAUCAUGCAGUCAUUUCUCAACCUGUAGCUACAGCUUUACAACAGCAUUUAUUAAUGCAAAAUGUUGCCAACCUGGCUGCUAAGAGAACUUCAGAUGGGGAAAAUGGUGAAAGGGAAGGUCCCGACGGAAAAAGAAUAAAAACAGAAACAACCGAAGCAAGUUAAUUGAUGACACAAAGAGAAAUAUAUUAACUGUGUGCUUUAAUUGGUUUACCCAAGACUUCCAUGAUGAUCUGGGUGAAAUGUUUAAGUUCUUUUUAAAAUGUUACUCUUUGUAAAACUAUUAACAAAUCUUCACCUAUGCUUUAUCCUUAAAAAACCCUAUUUUGUAAAAAAGAAAAUAAUGAUAAAAUUAAUGAUGAUUAUCUAUGAUAUAUUCUAUAUUUAAACUUAUAAAAGCUGUGUAUUUAUUGUGUUUAGAUAAUCAUUACCUAUAUGAUAUACAUGUUAGCAUCCUACUUCAUAGAUCAUCAUCUUAUGGCAUAAUAAUGGUUGAUCGUUAUUCAAUUUACUCACACCAAUAAUUUAUUACGGAGAAUGUCAGUUUUAUGAUGACCUUUGAUAUGAAAUUAAUUUUGAAACACAUUGUAGAUUUGAAGGUAGCAAUAUAGUGAAAUAGUUAUGUGUAAAGUUAUAUGAGCACUUAAAAUACAGAUGUGACGUCAUCUGUUGAUGUUGGCGUACUAUUAUUUCAAAUAAUCGUACGGGCAACUUGCCAAUUGUACAUUAUUUAUACUAGUGAAAUAUUGGACUCGAGUGACAUAUUUCACUGUAAAAGCACGUUCGGAGUAUCUAUAUUUUAAGUCGUUUAAUGGUCUUGAACUUAGGACAUUGCAUAAUAUAUUGUAAAAACACGACCCUCUUGUUGUUACAGUGUAUUACUUAAUGUCACCUUCUCGUCCAUUAAACAAUACAUAAAUAAAAUGAUUCUAGUCUACAUAUUUUAUGUGUGUAGUUCAGAAAGAUUAUCGGAAUAGUAUGAUAUUCACAUUAUGUUAUGAUAUGUUAUAAUUAAUUCGAACUUACUGUAGAGUAAUUAUAGUAAAUUAUUACAUCGUGUACUUAUGGUAUCAAUCUGAUUAAAACAAAGAUCCUAAUUCGUUUUGUUUUUUAUAGUUCAAAAUUUCAUUUUACUUGUCUUUACUGCACUAGGAUCUAGGAUAUAACCAGCGUUCUGGUUGAUGUGAGGGAUUAGCCAAUGAAACCAUCUGUUACGGUGACUUCUUGGCGUGCGAUGCACGAAACUGGGUAAACCACUAGAAACAUCAACGCUGAUUGAUUAAUCAAUGUCUGAUGUCAUAGGUCAAAAGUCAUUCACACGACCUCCAACGCGACCUUCCACUACAACCAGUCAGAUCUUCAUGGAGUGUAGGCCAUCGAAAGUAUAAAACAAACGAAACGAAAUAUAGAUCUGUAUUUUGAUCAGAUUGUAUAGAGUUAUAAUAGUAAAUUAUUACAUUGUGUAAGUAUGGGAUAGCAGUACAUCGUCGAUUCAGUCAUCAAUCAAAAUUAUAUUAAGGAGAGAGAUAUGUAAACAAAUGAAGUUAAAUGGUUAGUUUUAUGUACAAGUUAAUAAUAUAGUUAUUGAUUUUAUCAUCGGUUAUUAUUUGUUUUGCUUUUAAUUUAAUGCUGUUUUGUGUUGUAAAUUUUGAGAACUGUUUUGUUAUUAAUUAUUAAAAAAAAUGAUAGAAAUAAACCAUAAAUAAUAUUAAAUUCAAUGUUGUAUAACAUAUAAUAUAUCCCCAAUUCUUGAUCUGUUUAUAUUUUUAAUUGUGGACAUUUGAUCGGCUAUAUGUAUGUCAACAUGUACUGAUGUUACAGAAUUGUUUUACAUGGUUUAUCCCCCGCCCACUUUUAUUAUGUUUACGUGUAAAAUACUACCUUCUAUGAAAGUGCUAUUGUGUUUGGGGUGAUAUAUAUAUUUAUUAUAUAUUCUAAACAAACAUAAGACUAGUAUUUUUUAUUCUAUUACAAAUUUAUUUAGUUUUAUCUACCUAAAUAUACAACACAAUAAGGCUGAUUUAUAAUGUAUAUAUUCCCUGUUAUGAUACACAUGUACAAAGGUUUAAUUUAAUGCUGAUCGCUAAUAUGUACAUUGCUAUAUAUGUCAGUUUAAAUGUUAGUCAAAAUAUUUACAUUGUUUUGAAAAAUAUUCAACUUGGGUUAAAAGAUACCAGGUAUUUUCUUCCUUCUCUACUGAACCUAUGUUCAUGUAGUCCAUAAAAACAGUAGAGGUUUAAACAUUCAUUAUGCAAGAGCUAAAUCUGCCUAUUGCAGGUCUUUCUUUAGGUCUGAAAUAUUAUCUAAAUUAUUAAUUAGACAUUAAUCAUUCAUGAUUAAAUUAUGAAAUGGAUAAUCGAGACUAUGUUUUUUUUAUCACACCAAAUUUAGUAAUGGUGAUUGAGGCUAGGCCGAAAAUUUAAUCACUAAAUUCUCGGUUCAUAGUGGAUCAAUUUGACUGAAAUUUUCAGCAAAUUCCCUUUACAUUAUCUAGUUUAUAACUAUUAUAGUGAGAACUGCCAGCUCUUUAUCUAAUCUCCCAUAAUGUAUCUUUAAGUGAAUAAAAACGGGUACAUGAAACAGAAUACAAUAGUUCAAGAAGCCAGGAAAAUUACCCGAUUAGUAGAAAAGGCGUGGAAAAUGAUAUUUUGUUUUUUGAUAUUUGCGUUAUACAAAUGAUCAUUUUGUAGAGUAUUAAUCAGUCAAAAGUGUAUCUUGCUACAAAAAAUGAUAUUUUGAAUUUUGAUAUUUGCAUUAUACAAAUGAUCAUUUUGUAGAGUAUUCAUCAGUCAAAAGUGUAUCUUGCUACAAAAAAUGAUAUUUUGAAUUUUGAUAUUUGCAUUAUACAAAUGAUCAUUUUGUAGAGUAUUCAUAAGUCAAAAGUGUAUCUUGCUACAAUAAAUGAUUUUGUAGAGUAUUACCGGUAAUCAGUCAAAGUGUAUUUUGCUAGAAAAAAUUUGUUCAAUAUUGAAUGUUUGGCGAAAUAAAUAGGUAAGAUUUUAAAAUAUUUUAUAUCCUACUGCAUAAUAAUUGGUAUUUAUGAUGAGGAUUUUCAAGAUGAUCGAAACUGUGAGUGUUUUUGAGGAAUUACGUUUUCUUCCAUUUUUCUUUUUUCUUUUUUUUUUUUGAUAUCAUUAUUUAUCACUUCACUCACCUCUUAGUAAAUUAUUCUUAUAUUAUGAUAGGUCAUUACGCCAUAUUUUUGUAUAUACAUAAAAUGCACAUAUUGACAAUAUAUCAUCUUAAUGUUGCUAUAUUAUUUGGUACCAUCUUUAGACUUCAUUAUAAAUAAUUGCCUUUGAAAAAUGCCAGAAAAUAUUAGUGCUUUUAGGUCAGUGAAUGUGUUCUUCUGUAAGCAAAGAACUCCAGUGUCUGUUCAUCCUCGUGGAUUUUCUCCGGGUCCUCCGGUUUCCUCCGAAUGCUAAAGACCCCUAUGCGCAAGCGAAUUAUUGAAAUAAAAUUGAACCAUAUGUUAGGUUCGUCUGUCCAGCCUCAUGGGUUUUCCCCGGGUCCCCGGUUUCCUCCCACAGCUAAAGAUCCCUACGCGCAAGUGAAUUAUGUAAAUAAAAUUAAACCAUAUGUUAGUCCCAAAAUGACCUAGUUUGUGUCGAGUGGACGUUAAACUCCAUUUCUCUCUCUCUCUCUUUCUCCGGGUCCUCCUGUUUCCUCCCACUGCUAAAGACCCCUAUGCGGAAGCGAAUUAAUGAAAUAAAAUUGAACCAUAUGUUAGUCCCGAAAUGACCUAAUUUGUGAUGAGUGGACGUUAAACCCCAUUUCUCUCUCUCUCUCCAGCUAUUACGAUCUAUGGCAAACUGUAAAUUUCUUGUAAACUAUUAGAGAUAUGUGUUAAUAAUGUUAUCAUACCCAUGUCAUCUGUUUCAUCCAUCAUGUCAUUUUAGUGUAUCAUAGUUGUUUUAUUAGAAACUUAUUCAAAGCCAAUCAUGAUCAAGUUUUUUUCUCAAGUUGUUAUUUUUGUUAAGAUUAAGUCAAUUAUGAUGGUGGACGAAACCACAUUUAUGGCGAAUGAUUUAUUUUAUGAAAAUGUUCUCACAAUAAGGCUGGUAAUAUAUAAAUGGUAUUCUUUGAAUGGCAUUUAGUAAUUGGAACAUAAUCAAACACUUUUAUGGAAUGACAAUUACUAUGGUUUAUUUCACUGCGACGUUUCAACAAGAUUUCCCAAGUUGUUAUCAAGCAUAUACACAAAUGGUGUUAUAUUAUGCCAGUCGCAUGUGUGUGGAGUGGAGCACGAGCUCAAAUACAACUUUUUUGUUCCAUUGUGAGUUCAGUGAUUAUUGAAUCAUACUAAAAGUUCACCAAUUGCUUCAUUGUGAAGUUUGAAUAAUUUUUUUUUAUAUUAUGAAAUUAAAAUACAGGAAUAUUUUGGAACAAGUCCAUUUAUUCUUGUAUUUUAAAUGUUUAUAUAUUUUAUGAUAUUGUGAAAUAUAUGUGUACAGAAUUCACAAAAUAAUGACUUGUAAAGUGUAUUACUUAUUUGUUUGUUGAAUGAUUAUGUUCGGAAACAAAAAAUUUCACACAUUUAUAACCUGUGAAUGAAAAGUUUUUCAAAAAUCUAGAGAAAAUGUAGUCUUCAAUCAUUUUUACAACUUUGCUUCAUUAGUCAGCCUUUUAUACCGUUAUUUGUUUUAUCGGCUAUUUGGAUACCAUUGUAUUGUAGUUAAAUAUGUUUUGUACAUAUGUGAAUUUGGUUAAUCAACAGUUUCCAGAAAAAUUGAUUAAUUUAAAUCUUCUCCAAAUAGCUUUGCAGUGUCAAUGUACUAAUGAUAGCAUAUUCAUGUAUUUGUAAUUUUUGCAACUGUUGUCAUUUCAUUGUAAUACGUCAGUCAGUGGCUAUAAUAUGAUCACGCUAUAUAAUGAGUUUAAAUAUCAUUUUUCCUUAUAUGUGAUCACACCCACAUGUAUAAAUAAAGUGUAUUGUUUUAAGGUCAAA
Molecule: messenger RNA, 6836 nt
Organism: Patella vulgata (common limpet)
Lineage: Eukaryota; Metazoa; Mollusca; Gastropoda; Patellidae
Product: forkhead box protein K2
Exons: 8
Coding region: 83-2053 (656 amino acids)
Biological process (GO): regulation of transcription by RNA polymerase II
Molecular function (GO): protein binding; RNA polymerase II cis-regulatory region sequence-specific DNA binding; DNA-binding transcription factor activity, RNA polymerase II-specific
Source: RefSeq, a predicted model, not a curated record